Messenger RNA from Megalobrama amblycephala (Wuchang bream), 891 nucleotides. RefSeq lists its product as uncharacterized. The transcript has 3 exons. The record is from RefSeq and is a predicted model, not a curated record. Bases 1 to 891 code for a protein of 296 amino acids. Gene Ontology annotation, molecular function: protein dimerization activity. Lineage: Eukaryota; Metazoa; Chordata; Actinopteri; Cypriniformes; Xenocyprididae.
AUGAUUGUUACUGACUUGCAACCAGUAUCAAUGGUUGAGGAUGCACGUUUCCAUCAUUUUAUGAAGGUGGUUGAUCCCCGAUACAAUAUUCCGGGUAGGAAAUCCUUGAUCUCUAGUGAAAUUCCAAAGCUCUACGAGCAAGUCAAAACCAAACUGAAAGACUCCAUAGAAUCUGCAAGUAGUGUGGUUUUUUACAACAAAAACAAGCUGUUACUACAGCACUUUGUCUUCUUGGGAGAAACACCAUGCUUGAGUGAUGAUGAAUGGUCCUGUAUCAGCCAAGCCAUUGAAGCCCUCAGGCCCUUUGAACAGGCCACUAAGGAAGUUUCAGCAGAGCAGUAUGUAACUAUUUCAAAAGUCAUACCUCUGGUCUCUCUACUCCAAAAUGCAGCCAUGUUGGCCGGGCAGAAGGGUAACACUUUGGCUUUACAGCUUGCAGCGCAGUGCAAACGGCGCUUUGAAAACAUUGAGCAUAACUUUACUCUGGCUGCCAUGCCACCAGAGUCACCUGCUGCAAACAAUGAAAGGAUAGGUGCCGAAUGUUCUACAUGCGAAGGGGGACUAUGGCAGGAUUUUGACACACGUAUAGUGGCUUUUCAGGGAAACCGCACAACCACUACAGACGCAUACAUUGAAAUGCGCAGAUACAUGGAAGAAAAGGUGAUCCCAAGAAGUGAAGACCCUUUGGCUAUGGUGAAAAGAAAUGAGAACACAUUUUCACUGCUCAGCAAACUGGCAAAAAAAUACCUUGGAAUUGUCGCAACCUCUGUUCCAGCAGAGAGGCUUUUUUCAAAGGCAGGAGAGACAAUUAGUCAGAGGCGAAAUCGUCUGAAACCAAAAAAUGUUAACAUGUUGCUUUUCUUAAACUCUAAUCUACAACUCAAAGAUUAG